GACAUAUAUGCGGACGCAGCGCGUACGCACGUCUCUAGUUCUUCUCUAAGCGGCUAGCGUCGACAGCGGCCGCAGCGAUCAGCCUGCAAACCGAUAUGGCACAACAGCCGCCCCCACCACCCGAGCGUAAGCGCCUCCCCACGGCACAAGAGCUCAGCGCAUUGCAAAAAGACACUGAUCAAUGCCGCACGAUCUGCGUCAUCGGCCACGUCGACCACGGCAAGAGCUCUUUGGUAGAUUGGCUCCUGGCCGACGGCGGCGCGAUGCCGCCGCGGCUCGCGGGCACACUACGGCUCAUGGACGACCUGCCGGACGAGCAGGAGCGCGGCAUCACGUUGCGGGCCUCGGCCGUGUCGCUGCGAUGCCCUUCUCCAUUGAAAACGUCGACCAAGGACUUUCUUUUGACGAUCAUCGACUCGCCGGGCCACGUCGACUUCGCGCAUGAUGCCUGUGCCGCUUGUAGGUUAUCUGAUGGUUGUUUAGUGGUCGUGGACGCCGUCGAGGGCGUGCGCGUCCAGACUCGAGGUGCUUUAAGGGCGGCCUGUGCCGAAAGGUUGAAGCCUCUUUUGGUCGUAAACAAACUCGACCGGUUAAGGCACCACGAGCCCUCGGAAGCGUUUGCGGCGUUGCGGCGCAUCGUCGAGGCGGCAAACGCUGCUUUACAUGAGGCCUGUGCGGUGAACGCUUGUAGUCCUACAUAUGAGGAGUCGAGUACCUUUUCUUAUCAAUCAAUCAUCUUCGCCUCGGCGAAGGACGGCUGGGCUUUUGGUUUAAGGGAGCUCGCGAAGGUGCUGCGGCCGGCGUUCGGUAAUGCGCCUAUUACGGCGAUCGAGCGCGUCUUAUUUGACGACGUAACUGUUGAUGAUGGGAAAGUAAAAAAACUCAGGACGCCCUGCUCAAGUGACGCGGCCUUUGCCACACUCGUCCUUUCACCGUUAUUCAAGCUGCUUGAUGGAGAUGACGUGUUGAGCGAGCCCCUCCUCGCGGGCGCCUCCACAACAGCGAAAAAGAAGGAGGAUAAAGCUCUCGCUCUUCUACGGAGGCGCUUCCCGCUCGCGCGCGCGGUCCAGCGCUGCGUCGUGACGCAAGUGCCUCCACCGAUCACUGCUCUACGGGAUCACGUCAUGUUCCCUCAUAGUUUUGAUGAAGAUGGCCCUGCACUGGCGUACUGCGCCAAGUUCUUCGAGAAUUCUGGUUGUGUAUAUGGCGCGUGUCGGGUGUUGCGAGGGGUGCUGCGCGUCGGCGAGCUCAUAACUGUGGAUGGAGUUGAGGUACAGAUAGACGCGCUGUACGCGAUGAUGGGCUCGGACUUACUGUCGAUAGACGAGGCGCCGCGCGGCUCUAUCAUAGCGUUGGGGCCCGCGCUGUCUUCGGCUUUCGCGGGCAAACGCGGCGCGCUCGGCGCCGAUGAAAUAAAUCCACCAAAGGCAGCAGACGUCUUUCCGUUGGUGCGGGUGGCGGUGUCUUCACAACGGCGCGCCGACGCGGAGGUCGUCGAGAAUGCGCUUGAAAAAAUAAGGCGCUUGGACGCGGCCGCGACGAUCUCGAGGGAAGGGGGCCAGACGAUCCUAGGCUGCGUCGGCGAGCUUCAUUUAGAUCAGGUGCUGCGCGAUUUGCGGCGGGCCGUGGGCGUCGAGGUCGUUGUGGGCGAGCCGAUCGUGGGGAUCCGCGAGGGUGUUGUUUCUGAAAAGACGGGAGAGGCCGUGGUGCCGCCGCCGUGGAGCCGCGAGCUCGAGGAGGACGACGAGGACGAGGAUGUAGUGGUGGAGGUGGAAGCCAUGGAUGAACGGGUCGAGGAAGGUCGGUUCGCGCGGCGCGGCAAUUUGCUGAAGAUUGUGGAGGGCGACGAGCAGGCGUGCGUCGAGGGCUUCAACCGGGCCUGCGACGCGGGGCCCUUGGCCGAGGAGCCUUUGCAUGGCGUCCGCGUGACCAUUAUCAAAGCGAGUGGCGAGGAUCAAGAGGCGCUCGCCUCGAAGGUGCGCCGCCGGAUCCGCCAGGCCAUCUUGAGGCGGGGCGCGCGCGUCUGGGAGCCCUUGGUCGAGGGCGACGUCCUCUGUUCCCAGAAUGCGCUGGGGAAGCUCCACGGUUUACUGAGCAAACGACGAGGGACGAUACGGGAGGAGGACGUCAUUUCCAACGAGCUCUGGUGCCUGCGGGCCCAGCUCCCGGCGGCGAGCGCGUUGGGCUUCGGCGAGGCCCUUUUGGAGUGGACGUCCGGCGGCGCCUCCGUGCCCCAACUAAUACCGGCGGGCUUCCAGCUGCUCGACGAGGACCCCUUCUGGGCGCCGACCACCGAGGACGAGCGCGAGGAGCACGGCGAUUUUGGGGGAGACGUCUUCGCGUCGUCGAACGUCGCGCGCGCUCUGGUAAAUGCCGUGCGGCGGCGCAAGGGCCUCGCGUCCGACGAGCGCGUCCUGCGCGCCAAGGCCGAGGCCCAGAAGAGCAACCAGCGGAUCCGGGCCUGACUUUUGUGUCCCUUUCCCUUGCGUUUGAGCGCGCGACGCGUGCUCUCGGGCAGCAUGCAUGUGUUAUCGUGUCGGCCCCACGUGUCGGCGCGAUGGCAUCACGUACAGACCGGUACGCCAUCGAUGCGACGCCACACGCGACACUGCGUCUGCUCGAUGGCGUGGUGGUGUGAACCUCGGCGGAGGUCCGGGAGUCGAGACGGCCACACCACGCCAUCGACGCGACAUUCUGAAGGCACUGUUGUUGUGUGCUAGUAACUACUCAUGUGAUCC
Pelagomonas calceolata is the source of this 2738-nucleotide messenger RNA. The record is from the annotation of a GenBank genome assembly. Lineage: Eukaryota; Pelagophyceae; Pelagomonadales; Pelagomonadaceae.